This is a messenger RNA of Entrophospora sp. SA101, 1419 nucleotides long. NCBI's taxonomy places the organism in Eukaryota, Fungi, Glomeromycota, Glomeromycetes, Entrophosporales, Entrophosporaceae. The record is from the annotation of a GenBank genome assembly.
AUGCCAGAAAAUGCGACCAUUUCAGAUGAUGAAAAAGAUACUACUAAAGAAAUAUUUGAACAAAAAAUCUGGAACAACAGUAAAAGUAUCAAAGCUGGUGGAAUAUUGGAUGUAGAUUUUUCUGGUAUAGCAAACGUAGAUUUAUCUACUCCGUUGGGCGAAGACGAAAAAUUACCACAAAUAACUGUUUACGCUAGCCCUGAAGAAUCAAGGAUCAAAGAGGUUGAAAGAGUAAAAAAAUUAUUAGUAGAAAGACAAGCUAAAAUUUUAUCAGAAAAAUCGAGUAGUUCAAAGAAAUCAUCAAAAAUUGUGAAAUCUAAGACAAAACCUUCCACAAAAUCAACAAAUUCCAAAUCUCUUGAAAAAGCGGAAAAGGCUUCUAAAAAAACAUCAAAAAAAAAGGCGAAUAAAGAAUCAUCUGAAAAACCAAAGAAGAAGAAGAAGGAAGCCAUUACUACCACCACCACUACUAAAAAGAAAAAGAAAGAAACCCAUUCUGACAACCAAGAAUCUGAAAAGGUUUCCAAAUCUUCCAAAUUACCAAUUAAGACUUUAAUCGAUUCAGAGAAUUUUAAAAUUACUUAUACUUUAAGAUUAGCAGCUUCUAUAGAAAUCAAGAAUGAAGCACCUUUGUUAUAUGUAAAUUUUGUAAUAAUUAAUAAAUGUUCUAUGAAUAUUUCACAAAUGUCAUUUACGUUUGAAUCAACAUCAGAUAUCAAUUUUGAGAGCAAGGUGGUUGAAGUAGUAGAUACAUUGACUGUCAAUGGGGAAAAAGAAAUUUCAAUUCCAUUUAAAGUUUUAGGAAUUGUAGGAGUUGGUUUAGAAGUUACUGGAACAUUUAAUUAUACAAUACAGAUAACGAAUGAGAACUCGACGGUGACAAAUGAUAAAGAUAAUAUUAAUAUCAAUAAUUCAAUUCCCAUAAAGUUUGAAUUACCUGUGGCAACGUUUAUGUUAGAUAUUCCUAAAUUAUCACCGGAUGAAUUUAUAAGUUAUGUUUCUAAAACAUCAGAUUUCCCAUUUACCGGAUCAACAUCCUAUCAUCUAAGAAGUGCCAUUGAUCCAAACAAUGACAUCAACAAUAGUAUUAUUGAUAAACCAAUUGAAGAAAUUUUUCAUAAUUCAUUGGAAAAUUUGACAACGACUGCAACAGGUACAAAUAUAGUAGAACAAGUUACAGGUGCUAUAACAUUUUAUGGGAAAAGUGUUCAGGGAUAUCAAGUUGCUGGGUUGGCAAAAUUAAGCGUAGAAAAUUCAUCGUUAAUAGAUGAUGACGAUGAUGACGAUUCCAAUGAUCUUAUUAAAAAGGAAAUGGUAAAGAUUGAACUUAAAUGCACAGAUCAAGCAUUUUUGGACGGGCUGAUUAGAGAAAUUAAUAAUUUAUACAACGUUGAAAGCGAUAUUUAUAUUAAUAAUUAG